UCGUAUAUUCAGUAGUAGUACAGGGUCGUUCGUUUUUGCGGUCAUUUGAAAAACAUUAGGCGUUCAUCGUGCUUGACUAUAUAAUAGCUCUGUGCAAGAGUGCAUGCAUGAUGGGGUUUGAUACCUUGAACAACAUUCCUGUUUGAUCUAGUUGCCUUGCUAGCCUUUCGAUAUAGCUAGAGUUAUCCAGUCUUCGAGAUCUGUUCGACUGAAAUGGCAGAGUCAAAACUUUCCUCCUCCUGCUGAGUGCCAUCCCGCAAACGGACACCUUUGUCCAUGGAUUACUGACCCUUCCUUUUUCUCAAACUCGGAGCUAUUAUCUGCUUCCAUUGACUCGUCAAUGCGCUAAAACUAUGUGAUUCACGUUCAACAUGUUCCAACGAUAACAUCAAGGGUUUAAGCCCUGCCGUUGUGAGUCGACAGUCAUCAAAGGACGGACGCCAUGCUCAAGUGGAUUGCAGCACCAAAGGGGAACGAUCCCCCGACUGCGUCUAGGUCUAAUAAGACAUCGAAUACCAUUGACAAUCGGCCGGUUGCUUGGCUUACGGACGAUCCCCUGGCGACCCUUAACGUCAACACCAUCCUCUCGGAUACGAAACGCACUAGGAAAUCGGCGGCGGCGCUGAGACGACAAUCUGAACCGGAGCAAAUCUACUCGGUUACCAGGAUGAACCCGCUAUUUGUCGACUCGCCAACCAAAGACACGAUGGCGACCAAUAAGUUAAGCGAAGGUGACAAACGGCUGAUGGAUGACAGUCGCUCGUCAAACCGGAGCGAACAAUGCCAAACGCCCAGCUCGUCGGGUUACGAAAGCGCUGCCGAUGCGGACAAACGCCGGCCCAAGAUCAGCGGCAGCAGCGCGCCUCAUCCCAAGCAUCAAGUCAUCAACCAAAGUAGCCAACAAGAGCAGCAGCAGCAGCGUCACCUAGUGGACAAUCAGCGUCGUCACUACCAGCAAAACUCGGUCGAGUCGAGUGCCGCCAGUGAUUACCGACGUCAGUUCGUCUUAGGGCCGCGACUGGAUCGAUCGGCCGCGUCGAAGAAAGCGACGGCGGAUGUGAUCGCAGCUGCCGGACCGAUACCGCGGCGAAUCGGAAAAGCCAAUCUGCUGCAUCAGGACUCGCUGUAUGUCACCAGCAUCCGCAUGCCGGCAUCGGUGGCGGGCGCCAACAACAACAAGCCGAGCAGCACCGGAACCGAUGAAGCGUCCAAGCAGAGACCGAUGGCCGUUGUCGACGAGUGGGACGAGCACGGCCAACAGCCUCCCAUCAGCAACGAUCAUCCGUCCACUUGUCACAGGAGCGUACCGCAUCCGGUGUGGCCGUCCAAGAGCGUCAGCGCAGCCAUUGGCGGCCGUCGUGGCUGCCAUCAAGCCGCCACCUCAGCCAUCGUCCAACAAAACGAGAACUACGUGACGCAAAUUCUGAUCGCUGCGCCGACUGACGAAAGGGCGGACGCCGCCGGCCGAGUGGCCUCUGCUGACGAUGAAGAUCGUGGCCUUGAUUCCAUCGUCACCCACUCGCUUCUCGUCAUGACCAGCUAUGACGGCCAAUCGACAGACGACGAUACGGCCUCAGAUUCUUCAGCCCGUCCUAACGGGCAGCAAUGCAACAAGGAAGAGCUUUGCCGCAUUCAAAUCCGGAUGACGCCAGCCGAGUUAUCGGAAAUCGGCCAACUGAGUCAGACGAUGAGCCAAAGUCGGCUGGUGGCCACCGUGUCGCGGGCCUUGAGUAACAAGAACAGCGACGCAUCCCAGCCUUCGUGCGGUGGAUCGACGCCCGAAGCCUACACCUCCUAUCCGGCCAGCUCGUCCAGCAAAUCAUCCAGCAAAUCGUCCAGCAAAAACGAGGACGACUCGGCCACGAUGGGCAGUUCGAUCGCGCGACGCAUUUCCAUGAUGAAGGAACGAUGGGACAAGCAUUCGCGUCGUCAAUUGUUGACCGAAAGCGACGACGACGAUGCGGCGGCGGCGGCGUCGCUUUUCAACCGCAGACUCGAUCAGCUCUACGUCCCCGAGAAUGGCGACGUCAAUUUCUGCGUCGGCCAUCAGCAGCCGCAGAUGACGAUCAACGACAGGAGAAUCAACGGCGGCCAACUUUGCCCUGGCGCGUCCCCGUUCUCCUAUUUGGCCGGCACCUAUCAUCCGACGACAAUCACCGAAGAGCCGAACGCUACUAGCGACGAUAAUGAAGUCCUCGUCGGCGUGACACCCAACCGGAUGUGCAUGCCGUACGCUCGUCAGACCAACUACGCCGAUCCAUUUGAACACGAUCGACUUUCUAAUUCGUCGUCUCGUUCGUCCGGAUCCGGAUCGAGGCGGGUCACCUUCUCAGCCGACACGGUUGACAACGAGCAGUCCACCAAAUCGACCAUCUCCACCGGAAGCGCCAGCAGCAGCAGCAGCGUCGCGAGUAUGUCGGGCAGCACCACCGCCAGCGAGAAGGACAAAACUGCCCAUCGCUGCCCGGACAUCAUCGAAGAGUUGAAGCUCAAUCCGCAUUAUUUGCCGCACCGCUACCAGCAGCAACCGGCCCCGUCGGUCAACGCGGACGCACGUUCAGGCCGCCUGGCCGGCUAUUACUCGUACAAUCUGCAAGCGCAAUUAGACAACUACAAUCGCAAUGCCAACGACGGAGGCCAGAAAGUGUCCACAUGGGAGCACUACCAUCAACAAGAGGCCAGCACAACGAGAGCGAGUUCUUCUUCGACGGGUCGACCGUCGGCCGCCGCCAUCCGAUUGGAUCCUUACAACAAUUUACAGUUGCAUCCGAAUUACGGCGCCGCCUGUCCAGAAAGGUCCAUGUGCGUGGACUUCACUCUGGAUGGCGUCGAAGAGGCUCUGCUUCAACGUCGCUCCGAUAGCCAUAAACUACGUCGUCGACUUUGCUGCUGCCUUCUCCUUCUGCUUUGCCUCGUCGUCCUGGUCAUCGUCGUCAUCGUCAUUUCUCUCUACCUGUCGCAAGGACAAAUGAUUUUCGGAUCCCUCGGUCCUGUUUGAAGAAUGGCCGAUGCGCACUUCAUCCUUGUCGCCUUGCAGUGGCUUUUAAACAAUCGCGCUCUUUUUUAAAAUCUGGUGAUGGACAUUUCCAGCUUUUUUGCAUCCAUUUCAUGAAACAGCAUUCACAAUUCGCUCCUGCCUAAUUGCGGAUGCAAAUUGAACAGAGGAACCCACCGAUUUUGACAGUCAAUAGUUGAUCGGUGCGUCAAGUGCAUUCAUCCCAUUUCCUCCAUUUUACAUACGUACGGUAGGUAAGGUAAGGAAAGAGUCGACUUUUUGUGUAUAGAUCGGGUCACAUCCGUCCGAGCAGUCGUUUUUUUUGUUGAAAGAAAAGAGGAUGGAAUAAAUUAAAAAAAAGGCCAAUAAAGUCAAGGUCUAUCCCCCCCAGAGGAGAAGACGAAAUGCAUUUUCCAGAUAAAACAUGAAAAAAAAUCGACAACUUUUGUAGUCUUUAAAUGUUUUCUUUUUGUUGCAUGGGGAAUAAGAGGAACGCUUGUAGAGAACCGUUCAUGCAUAUUGUACGAGCAUUUCUUUCUUUACAUAUAUAGAACCCCUCCUCGUUUCCCAUUGGCUGUUUAGUGCCGCGUAUGCAGGGAGAAGCAAAAAUGUCUAAAAAAAAAACCAAAUCUUUGAAAAAAAAAGAUAUGCGUAGAGAAGGCAAGUUCGUUGGCGUGUGUCUUGCCGCAGCCCUGACCAUUUUGUACAAGUUGUUAACAAUGUGUGCCUUUCCUUUUUUUUUCUUAUUCGCAUCGCCUUUGACUGAUUCCAUUUCACUCGAGUGACGCAUGCUUUCCCGGAAGAAGCGUCAAGGAAGCGAGUUGUCAAGACGACGCCGAGAAGUUGGAAAUGGAAUAAUAAUAGAAAAAGAAAAAAAAAAGAAGAGCGGGAAUUUGAAGACGAUGGCCUUUCUCUGUUGCGUCAAAUUUGCAUCGUCGCAAAUAGUUAACCACUUUGCAACGAACAAAGUGCGCGAUAAAAACGAGGGGGGGAUGUCGAGUCGACGACGAGCGUCUGUGAAUAGAGUCGACACCAUUUCUUUCUAUUUAUUGUGUAUUUCUUAUAUUAUUUGGCAAAGAGCAACACGGUGAAUAGCCGCCAACGGUUCACAUGCAGCACGCAGUCAAAGAUAUCUGUUUAUCUGUAGUUGCUCUCGGCACACAGCACUUGAUUAUUGUCUUUGAAUUCGAUUGUAUAACACGCCCUCCAGAUUGAAGUGUAUCCUCCAUUUCUUUUGUUUCUUUGCUGGGCUCGCACAAGUUUUACGUGUCACAGACAAUGUAUAGAUAGAGAGAGAGAGCAUCAGAAGAAGACUGAUGAGUUGAGCAACUAUGACGAUGAAAGAACCCCCCAGAAAAAAACAAAACAAAAAAACAAAAAGGAUAGUUAAAGCCAGCAUAGGCGAGGAAAGAGUUGGAGCUCGCAUCGAGCCAAAACGAUUCCCUCUCUUUCCUAUUUAUAUCUUAAAAUGAAGAGACACGAUAAUAAAAAAAAUGAAAGAAAGGGAAGAAUAAAAAAAAAAGGGAGAAGAUUGUGCAUCAGCAACAUCAUUUGCCGUGCAGCAGCUUUCGAUUUGUGAUUAAAGUUGCCGAAAGCUCGUCUUCAUCCAUCAGCAUAUUAGAUGGCGUAACUUGAUUGAACUCGACGAGUUCGGUUCCGCUGCCGCCAACAUGGCACGAUAUCCUUCUUUCCUCUCUCUCUCUCUUUCUUUUUAUCCCUUUCUUUUUGAAGUAUUUUUCCUAAAGUAAGUUCCUUUUUUAAAAAAAAUAUUUUUCUCUUGUUGUCGUCGGAAAGACAUUUCGAAAUUGAUUUGCCAAUAACCGAAAUGUGUGCGCGAAAUUCAAAAUCGUCGUUUCGUGAUGGAAACAACGAAUUGUGUUACACCGUUGAUGCUGCUAUUAUCCACUGCGCUUCUCCUAAAUGUUAUGAUUAUUUGAUUUGGGGCCUAUACGCCGCUCGACGUUUGAAAUAGUCGGGCUUGUUAUUCACAGUAUUGUUCCUUGUCUGGUAUACCACCGGGAAAACUGGUUGACGGUUUCGAUUGGCAGUCGCAUGGUCAGCAAUUGCCUUGUUUGUUUGUUUUUGUUUCUUUAUUUCUAAACGUGUGACCCACAUUUGGCUUAUAUGCGCUGCGUGUAUAUCUGUUAUUCAAUACAUGGUCUUUUUCGUUUG
This is a messenger RNA of Daphnia magna, 5167 nucleotides long. RefSeq lists its product as uncharacterized. The record is from RefSeq and is a predicted model, not a curated record. Lineage: Eukaryota; Metazoa; Arthropoda; Branchiopoda; Diplostraca; Daphniidae.